Cryptomeria japonica (Japanese cedar) is the source of this 1359-nucleotide messenger RNA. RefSeq names its product transcription factor TT8. Bases 14 to 1093 code for a protein of 359 amino acids. Gene Ontology annotation, molecular function: protein dimerization activity. The transcript is spliced from 3 exons. Lineage: Eukaryota; Viridiplantae; Streptophyta; Pinopsida; Cupressales; Cupressaceae. The record is from RefSeq and is a predicted model, not a curated record.
UCAAAAGUUCAUCAUGAACAUGGAAAACAAUUCUGCACAUGUUUGUGAGAGCUUCUGCAGUUUAAUGGAGGAUGAUAUUUUCAUGACAAGAGCAGACAUCGUCGGAGGUCUAGAUAAUUCGGCCAUGUUGGGUAAUUUUCCUGAUUAUCAUAGGGAGGAUUUAGUUAUUACAGAUCGUCCUUGGACUGAUAAGGACUUUCCCGAUUGGCAGCCACUACCUGAGCAAUAUCAUAUUGACGAGGCGUACCCUCAAGUCAUCGACAUUUCACAAGAUUCAAACUUCUCUCUGCACUACGAAUUGCUUGGUAAUAAUAUUGAUCCCCAUUGUAGAUCAAAACUGAAUAGGGCAUUCAGGAAUUACAGGAAAGAGUCCGCAAAGGAAGUCCAAUUGUGUUUGGCACCUGCCGUGGGACAGAAAUCACUAAAGAGGUGCUUCGAUUUUCUACGGAGGACGUAUAAAAAUAGCAGAGACAAGUCAAGUUGGGAAGCAAAUGGUGGAUUGGUAGAGGAAUCAUAUGCGUUUACGCAUAAGCUUUCUGAACGAAACAGGAGAAACAAACUCAGUCAGCAGUUUUUGGCUUUACGCUCCCUUGUUCCUCACAAUCCCGCCAAGAAAGUUGAUAAAAUUUCCACACUGGCGAAUUCGAUAUCCGAACUGAAUCGACAAAAGCUUCGCAUACAGGAGCUUGAGCAAAUGAAUCAAAGCCUAACCAAUGCACUUAGAGAGAACUCUAUGAAUGAAGCUUGUAGUAGCUUAUCUUAUGGCUGCGCAGCAGAUUCAACAAGAGAUGCGUUGAUGCAUUUUAUUUGUGAAGAAGCUGAUGUACUUGUUGAGAAAACCAGCAUUCCAGAUGAAGCGAUCAUCGAAGUAACCCUGAAAAAAAUUUCAUCGAAUUGUACUCACAUGGACGCCAUUGUCAGAGUGGAUAAGUGCUUGAGAGAAAUGGAAAUGAAGGUAGUGAGAAUCCAAUGGAGGGAGUUGGACUCAGCAGACCAAUUAAUUGAGGGGGCAAUCCGCAGGAAAACGAAGGGAGAACGAUGGGAGACGAGACAGAUUAAGAGGGCGGUGAAGCAUGCUCUUACAGGGAGUUAAGAUUCCUUACAUAACAACAGAAACUGUGUUUAUGAUAAGGCACUUAAAAUCGCAUUUAUGUCCCAAAGCAGUUUUGUACAAUCUUAAAAGUUUGUCGAAUAACGAUCUCUGUCUUUAUUAAAAUCACAAUCUUGUAUGGUCGAUAGUUAUGCCUUUAUCAUAGGGAAACCAUGUUAAGGUAACUGGUGUAAGAAUUCUCAAUGCUCUCUCAAAGAAAAGUACAAUCCACCUUGUACUACUAAUAUUUCGAGUCAUUUGUCAUUGGG